Messenger RNA from Scophthalmus maximus (turbot), 2370 nucleotides. RefSeq names its product proliferation-associated 2G4, a (gene pa2g4a). Lineage: Eukaryota; Metazoa; Chordata; Actinopteri; Pleuronectiformes; Scophthalmidae. The record is from RefSeq and is a predicted model, not a curated record. The transcript has 13 exons. Bases 138 to 1313 code for a protein of 391 amino acids.
AGAGCGUCCUUACAUUUUGGCGGGUCCGGGUGGUUGUGACGUAAGGAGCGUGGUGUGGGCGGGGCGUGGGGGGCAGCAGCGGUUAGAGCCGAGUGGAGACGAACGGGGCCGAUAGCGACCGAAACGUCACUGUCAAGAUGUCCGACGACGAGCAGGAGCGGACCAUAGCCGAGGACCUGGUGGUCACAAAGUACAAGAUGGGCGGUGACAUCGCCAACCAGGCUCUUCGUCUGGUGGUCGAAGCAGCCAAGCCUGGGGUGUCUGUUGUCAGCCUCUGUGAGAAGGGGGACGCAUACAUCAUGGCUGAGACCGGAAAGGUCUUCAAGAAGGAAAAGGAAAUGAAGAAAGGCAUUGCCUUUCCCACCAGCGUCUCAGUCAAUAACUGUGUUUGCCACUUCUCUCCCCUGAAGAGUGACCCUGACUACACACUUAAAGAUGGGGAUCUGGUCAAAAUAGAUCUAGGGGUUCACGUUGACGGCUUCAUUGCCAACGUAGCUCACAGCUUUAUUGUGGGAGUCUGUAAGGAGAACCCCAUCACAGGCCGCAAAGCUGAUGUCAUCAAAUCGGCUCAUCUGUGUGCAGAAGCAGCUCUUCGCCUUGUUAAGCCUGGUAACCAGAACACUCAAGUGACAGAAGCCUGGAACAAGAUUGCUCAGUCGUUCAAAUGCUCACCUAUUGAGGGAAUGCUGUCUCAUCAGCUUAAACAACAUGUCAUAGAUGGAGAGAAGACCAUAAUCCAAAACCCGUCAGACCAGCAAAGGAAGGACCAUGAGAAGGCAGAGUUUGAGGUACAUGAAGUCUAUGCUGUGGACGUUUUGAUCAGCACUGGAGAAGGGAAGGCCAGAGAUGGAGGUCUGAGGACCACCAUUUACAAGAGGGACCCCAGUAAGCAGUAUGGCUUGAAGAUGAAAACCUCCCGUACGUUUUUCAGCGAAGUGGAACGACGCUUUGAUGCCAUGCCCUUCACCCUAAGGGCGUUUGAGGAUGAGGCCAAAGCCCGUCUGGGUGUGGUGGAGUGUGCCAAGCAUGAAUUGUUACAGCCCUUCAGUGUGUUGCAUGAGAAAGAAGGAGAGUUUGUAGCUCAGUUUAAGUUCACAGUGCUGCUCAUGGCCAAUGGGCCACACAGAAUCACCAGCGGCCCCUUUGAUCCAGAGCUCUACAAGUCGGAACAUGAAGUUCAGGAUCCAGAGCUAAAGACUUUACUACAGAGCUCAGCAAGCCGUAAAACACAGAAAAAAAAGAAAAAGAAGGCCUCAAAGACUGCAGAAAAUGCCACUGGGCAGCCAGCUGAGGACACAGAAGCAGCAGGAUAAAUAAUAAUAAUAAUAAUGAUAAUAAUAAUUAUUAAACACUGCCUUUCCACACAUGCAAAGACCCCACAGAGAAGCAAGAGAAGACACGUCAAACUCUGCCUUUCAUACUUCCUAGUAGUUUAAUAUCACAAAUUAAACUGAUGAAUUCAUGAGAACUUUGGAAUCCGUUGAAUAGUUGAAGGAUCUUAUGUGGACGACAUGCUUAACCCUUUGCUGCAUUGUAGAAAGGUACCAUGAAAGGAUUUUCAGUUUUUUUUUUCUCUUACCUAAUCUGAACAGAAAUUUAAAAAACUAGUUGCAAAUAGUUCACAAUUUUGAAUAGACUUGUUGCCAAAUGGGUGAAUGUGCGACUGAUGCCUGCUUUUGUUAAUUCCUCGGCACGCAUGCGUUUGCAACACUAUAUUUUUCUUGACCAAUGCAGGAAAGGGUUAAAUUAUGAAUUUCCAAGAUGUAUAGUCAAAAUUGACAGUGAUUACAAGGAUUGUAAUAUAAUAUUUGACUUGAGUUAAUGCAGUGAGGAUUUAUGCUUGCCCUUCUAUCAUUAUGACCUCACCACAUUUUUUUGUUGUUGUUAUCAAACUACAAUGUUUUAAUCACUAGAUUGUUCUUUUAGGUCUAUAACCUGAGCGGAAAACCUGAAUAUUUGUACAAGGGGGAGAAGAAGAAAAAAACAACCUCAAUUGUAAUCACCAUGAAAUUUAGGGAACAAACUGCUACAUUUACUGCCAUUCCCCCUUUAACUUUAUGAAAAAAUAAAAAAAUCUUCAUGUACCAGUUUUAAAAAGUCUUCUAUUUGUGGUACCUGUUUCUUGCUUUACUCCUUCAUUAGUCUUGUGAAUCGUAAAAGCUAAAGCUGAUCUCUAGUCUUUGGGUGUCUUCAGUGGAGCUGGACCAGUGAGAGAUCGUUCAAGAUCUGGGAUGCAACUACAGGUCGGGGACUGAGUUGGGUCAGAUUUGUCCACGAUUUAAUAUGUUGAGAAAUGUAAAUUUCUGCUUUGUUGCUCAGUCGGUGGUUGAUAGAACUUUACAUCUAAUGAAAUAAAAACAUUUUCAUACA